Molecule: messenger RNA, 622 nt
Organism: Brassica oleracea var. oleracea
Lineage: Eukaryota; Viridiplantae; Streptophyta; Magnoliopsida; Brassicales; Brassicaceae
Product: protein PLANT CADMIUM RESISTANCE 11
Exons: 1
Coding region: 12-503 (163 amino acids)
Source: RefSeq, a predicted model, not a curated record
CAAGUCAAACAAUGAACCCUUCGUCCAACUUCACACAAGGCCUAACCCAUGGUAAACCCAAGGGUUGGUCGACUGAUCUAUGCGAAUGUUGGAGGGACAUAAACUCAUGUUGCCUGACUUGUUGGUGUCCAUGUGUUGCCUUUGGACGCAUCGCCGAGAUUGUAGACAGAGGAGGAUCAUCUUGUGGUGUGAGCGGAGCGAUGUACAUGAUCAUAUUCAUGCUUACUGGAUACGCAGGGAGUAGUCUCUACUCUUGCUUUUACCGAACCAAACUUAGAGGCCAGUACAAUCUCAAGGAGAGGCCAUGCUGUGAUUGUUGCGUCCAUUUUUGCUGCGAGCCGUGCGCUCUUUGUCAAGAGUAUAGGCAACUUGAACACAAACGCGCCUUCGACUUGUCCAUUGGGUGGCAUGGGAACAUGGAACGACAGGCACGAAUGGCUAUGUCUGCUUCUGCAUCUGCGGUUCCUCCAGUUCUUCAACCGCCCAUGUCUAGGUUGAAUUAGAUUGGUUCUUAUCUGUUUUAACUAUUAGUUGUUUGGAUCCUGUGACGUAAUUUGUAUUAUUUCGUAAUUGUCAUUCAUUACUUCUCCGAUUUAAACUGUGUCUAUUGUAAGAAAGUAAA